AUGGCGACUGGACUUUGGCCCAGGGUCUUCGGACCCGGCUUCCGCUAUUCUCACAAGCUUUGGGUCUUCCCCCUCGUAGCAGGCAUUUCCUGGUUCUCCACGCUCACCAUCCUCCUCGUCCGAUGGCUGGCACUCGGCCAGCCCAGAUAUCCCGGCCAAAUCAACCCAGAUAUCCCGUUCAUCAGUGACAUCGCGGCCUUCAACUUCCAGCCAGUGUUUAUUGUGGGCUGUGCCGUCACCGGCGUCGCCUUCGCCGGCACCGUCUUUGCCGUGCACCAUGUGCGGUACUCGCCCAAAUUCUAUGGGCUGACCGACGACGCCGAGUGGAGGCAGACCACGAGCUUCGUGGCCUUGUUCAUGGGCCUCUUGGCGUCUGUGUGCCUCGUGUGUCUCAGCAUCUUUGAUACGUUUGAGAACAACGAUGAGCACCGCUUCAUUCUCAUGUGCACGUUCGCCGGGCUUGGGCUGGCUGCGAUACUGACGGCUAUCGUGUGGUGGGACCAAGCCUGGGCAGCCACGGCGCAAUUUCCUGGCUUGCGAAAAUGGUGUAUUGUCAAUACGUUCCUGAUGGUAAUCCAGACAGCUCUUGGGUUCUCAUUCACCGUCUUCUUCUGGAUGGGACGGUACAGAGCCGCCGGGUUCCUGGAGUGGUCUCUGUGUUAUGUUGGCUCCAUUUGGCUCGUUUCCUUUGUCGGAUAUAUUUAG
Diaporthe citri is the source of this 705-nucleotide messenger RNA. RefSeq lists its product as uncharacterized. The transcript has 3 exons. The coding region runs from base 1 to 705 and encodes 234 amino acids. The record is from RefSeq and is a predicted model, not a curated record. Lineage: Eukaryota; Fungi; Ascomycota; Sordariomycetes; Diaporthales; Diaporthaceae.